Messenger RNA from Camelina sativa (false flax), 897 nucleotides. RefSeq names its product transcription factor CPC. Gene Ontology annotation, cellular component: nucleus. The record is from RefSeq and is a predicted model, not a curated record. Gene Ontology annotation, biological process: regulation of DNA-templated transcription; cell differentiation. Gene Ontology annotation, molecular function: transcription cis-regulatory region binding. NCBI's taxonomy places the organism in Eukaryota, Viridiplantae, Streptophyta, Magnoliopsida, Brassicales, Brassicaceae.
AGUCAAAGGUUAUUUGUAUAAAAACGAAAUAAAUGAUAGAAGUAGUUAUGGUUGUAUCUGUCGUUCUUCUCUUGUAAUGAACCAGGCCGUUGGAGCAACAACACACACACAGAUACACAGUGAGCUACAGUCUACAGAUUCGUUUUCUUCUCUCCUAUCGAACUAAAUUAUUAGUGUUAUUAUAAUCAGUAUAUAGUAGUAUAAAACUAUAAAAUAAGGGUGGAUGAUAAUAUUAAUAAAUUUAAUUAUUCAAAGGAAUUAAUCAGACACGCGCAGUUAUAUAAUAAUCAGUUUGAUAUUCUUUACCUUUUCGAGCCCCUCCCUAGUCCCCUCCCCUCUCUCUUUCUCACUCUCUUCCUUUCCAAGAAAACAAAGCUCUUGUCCAAAAGAAGUUAUUGUUUCUCGAGAUUUAUUCUCUCUCUGUGUCUCUCUGUGUUUACGACGACGGGAUUAGUUCAUGUUUCGUUCAGAGAAGACGGAAAGAAUGGAUAAACGCCGACGGAGGCAGAGCAAAGCCAAGGCUUCUUGUUCCGAAGAGGUGAGUAGCAUCGAAUGGGAAGCUGUGAAGAUGUCCGAAGAAGAAGAAGAUCUCAUUUCUCGUAUGUACAAACUCGUUGGCGACAGGUGGGAGUUGAUCGCCGGAAGGAUCCCGGGGAGGACGCCGGAGGAGAUAGAAAGAUAUUGGCUUAUGAAGCACGGCGUCGUUUUCGCCAACAGACGUAGAGAGUUUUUUAGGAAAUGAUUUUUUUCUUUUUUCUUCUUCUUCUAAUAGUAUUAUUUAAAAAAAAAAUUCCACUCCUUUUUUAAUUCACAAGACAAGAAAAAAAAAAGGAAAUGUACCUGUCCUUGAUUACUACUAUUUUGGAAUGUAUAAUUAUCGAUAUAAAUAUAAUUUGC